Molecule: messenger RNA, 2277 nt
Organism: Micromonas pusilla CCMP1545
Lineage: Eukaryota; Viridiplantae; Chlorophyta; Mamiellophyceae; Mamiellales; Mamiellaceae
Exons: 3
Coding region: 1-2277 (758 amino acids)
Biological process (GO): tRNA processing
Molecular function (GO): protein binding; ATP binding; ligase activity, forming carbon-nitrogen bonds
Source: RefSeq, a predicted model, not a curated record
AUGUCCGCCGAGGUCAAGACCGCGGACGACGUCUUGGCGUUCUGGUUCGACGGCGACAUCGACGACAACUACAAGCACAAGUGGUUCCCCGCGGGCGACAAGACCGGCGCGAUCCAGCGAAAGAUCGACGACGACAUCGCGCGAACCUUCGGCGCGACGGUCGCGGCCGCGGAGUCCGGCGCGCUGUCGCGAUGGCGCGACGAUUCCCCGCGCGCGGCGUGCGCGCUCGCGAUGCUCCUCGAUCAGUUCACUCGCCACGUCCACCGAAACGCGCCCGACCGCGACGCGCGGCUCGCGGCCGCCGACGCGAUCGCCGUGGACGUCGCGGAGCGAUGCGUCGAGCGCGGCUGGGACGCGGCGCUGACGACGCCGGAACAGGUGUUCCUCCUCAUGCCGUUUCGCCACGGGAAGUCGAGAACGAUCCCGCGCCUUCGCGUCGCGUUGGCGCGGCUCGACGCGCGCAUUGCGACGCACGCGCAGCACGCGAGCUUGCUCGCGAAGUUUCGAAAGACGACGCUGCGGUGUUUGCAAGACAUGGAAGGGAAGCAGCACGCGGACGGGGACGAGAUAUUGGAGCGGAGCGAGUUUACGCCCGACGCGGCGACUGACGCGAUGAUGGCGUCGCACGCGUUGUAUGCCACCGUGGACGCGUUCGUUCGCGAGCGCGCGGGGCUGCCGCGCGGGGACGAUCGGUCGCGUAACCCGCGGUGGCGGCGACCGCCGCCGAAGCGGCCCGAAGGCGAAGAAGAAGAAGAAGACGCGUCGUCGAACGCUUCUGCUGAAGACGAACCGUCGACGUCCGCGCGUCGACAACAUUCUCCGGCGUGGCCGGCGGUGGGGAUAUCGCUCUCCGGCGGCGUCGACUCGAUGGCGCUCGCGGUCAUCUUGAAGCGUCUGUCGCGGGACGCGUCGUACGGCGGGUUCGACGUCGUCGCGAUGCACAUCGACUACGAUAACCGCCCGGAGUCGGGCGUCGAAGCCGACUUCGUGAGAGGGUGGUGCGACCGAAUGGGGAUCGAGUGCGUCGUUCGAAAGAUCGCGGAGGUGACGCGCGGAGUCACGCCGAGAGAGCAAUACGAAGCCGAGUCGAGGGCGAUUCGAUACGGGUUCUACAAGGACGUCGCGAAGACGCACGCGUUCCCCGCGGUGUUCGUCGGGCACCACGAGGGCGACGUCCAGGAGAACAUCAUCGCGAACUUGAUGCGCGGCGCCAACUUGCUCGCGGUGAACGGCAUGGAAGAGACCGGCGUCGUCGAGGGCGUCGCGAUCUGGCGGCCGAUGUUGCCGCACUCGAAAGCCGUCGUCCUCGACUUCGCGCACAAAUACGGCGUGCCUUACUUUUUGGACAGCACGCCGACGUGGAGCACGAGGGGGAAGCUCCGCAACCAGCUCGUGCCGCUGCUCGCGGAUAUGUUCGGGGAGGGGUUCUCGCGGAACUUGUCGCUGCUCGGGGAAGACAGCGCGCAGUUGGGCGCGAUGGUCGAGAGCGCGUGUCUCAAGCCGUUUCUGGACGGGAUGACGCUGUCCGACGCGGGGGCGUACGCGGAGUGUAAAACGUACGUCGACCAGCCGUUAUUUUUCUGGAAAGAAGCCAUGAAGCGGAUGUGCCACGGCCUCGGGAGCGGGAUGAUGAAAGAGAAGAGCGUGAGAGAGCUCCUCGAUCGGUUCGCGCUGAAGAAACGGAGGCGGCCGAGGGACGGGUGGAUCACGUUGAAAAAAACCAACAAGUCGUUCGUCGACGGCGACGUCUUCGCGAUGUUCAGCGAGCAGUUCUUCCCGCCGCACGACUCCAUCGCGGUGGGCGCGAAAGUCGCGCUGGACGCGGCGACGCCGCUGACGUUUGGGCCGUGGACGGUGACCGCGCGUUUGGUGUCGAACGUCCGCGAAGAAGGCGAAGGCGGCGAGCGCGUUUUCGUUUUGGCGACGGAGCCGCCGUUGGACGUCUACGCGGUGUUGCGCAACGACGCGACGUAUCAUCUCCCGUUCACCGGCGGCGACGGCGGGCUGUAUCUCGACCCGCGCGCGCGGAUACCCGCGUUCAAGGGCGUGGACGCCGCGGUCGUGAAGGCGAUGCCGGUCGUCGUCCCCGCCGGGCUCGGCGACGACGACGACGACGACGGCGGCGGCGGCGGCGGCGGCGGCGGCGGGGGGAUCGUCGCGGAGUACAAGGCGAAGACCUGGCCGACGUCUCUCUCGCGCGCGGAGACGUGCGUGGAGGUGCGGCUGACGUUCACGCGGACGCGGUCGCACGCGGAUCACCUCGCGACGGAGGAGUAG